Colletotrichum graminicola M1.001 is the source of this 2292-nucleotide messenger RNA. RefSeq names its product glycosyl hydrolase family 31. Lineage: Eukaryota; Fungi; Ascomycota; Sordariomycetes; Glomerellales; Glomerellaceae. Gene Ontology annotation, biological process: carbohydrate metabolic process. Bases 1 to 2292 code for a protein of 763 amino acids. Gene Ontology annotation, molecular function: carbohydrate binding; hydrolase activity, hydrolyzing O-glycosyl compounds. The transcript is spliced from 2 exons. The record is from RefSeq and is a predicted model, not a curated record.
AUGGUUCGCCUCCGCGAUGGCAUGUGGCUGCCUGCCGAGGGCACCGCGACGGAAUAUGCAGAAGAGGUCUAUUACACCACCGAGAUCGAGGGCGGAACCGGUCUCAGCCUGCUGUGCCCGACGAGGAAAAUCAGAACCCGCGGCCACACCUUGAAUGCGAGCACCGUGACUCUUGACAUCAAAGCUGAGUUUGACGGCGCCAUCUCAGUCGAGGUGACUCACUGGGCCGGUGCGCUCAGCAAGGGUCCUCAUUUCGAGCUGUUCCCCGAUGGCAGACCAGACGUCAGGGCGCAGAUUCAGAAGGGCGACAAGGGCACGACUUUAUCAUCGGGCUCGCUGUCCGCCACCAUUCAUCCGGAUUUUAAUGUCCAGUUCCACAGUACCGACGGAUCCAAGCAGCUGACAUCCCUUGGGAACCGAAGCGUCGGCUUCGCAUACAACCCUGCCCCAAACACGCCAAUGCAGACCGGUGACAUGCGCGACUUCAAGCACUACAUGUUCACCCAGACCACUCUCGGUGUCGGAGAAACCAUACACGGCCUCGGCGAGAGAUUCGGCGCUUACAACAAGGUCGGCCAAUCCAUUUCCCUGUGGAACGCCGACGGUGGUACGUCUAGUGAGCAGGCCUACAAGAACGUCUCCUUCUGGCUCAGCUCCAGGGGUUACGGCGUCUUCAUCGAUACGCCCGGCAAGGUGGAGCUUGAGAUCGGAAGCGAGCGCUGCAACCGCCUGCAGACCGUGGUCGAGGGCCAGAGACUCAAAUGGUACAUCAUCUACGGCCCCACACCCAAGGAUGUCCUGAAGCGCUAUACUACGCUCACGGGCAGGGCGGGCAGGGUGCCCAGCUGGAGUUUUGGCCUCUGGCUGACGACAAGCUUCACGACAAACUAUGAUGAGCAGACAGUCAACACCUUUCUCGAGGGCAUGAAGGCUCGCGGUUCGCCAGUCGACGUCUUCCACUACGACUGUUUCUGGAUGAAGGCCUUCACCUGGACCGACUUCGUCUUCGACUCAGAGCGCUUCCCUGACCCCAAGGCGCAGAUCGCCCGGCUCAAGGAAUCGGGCCUCUGCAAAAAGGUCUGCGUGUGGAUCAACCCGUACAUCGCGCAGCAUGGCGAGGCGUUCCGGGAGGCCUCCGAGAAGGGCUACCUCGUGAAGCGCAAGAACGGCGACGUGUGGCAGUGGGACCUCUGGCAAGCCGGCAUGGGCCUUGUCGACUUCACUAACACCGAUGCGUGCCGGUGGUACGAGGAUAAACUCAACAUGCUCUUUGACCAGGGCGUCGACUCCAUCAAGACGGAUUUUGGCGAGCGGAUCCCCUCCCUCGAUGUCGAGUGGCACGACAAGACGGUCGACCCAGUCAGGAUGCAUAACUACUAUGCCUUCCUUUACAACAAGGUCGUCUACGAGGCGCUCCAGAAGCGCUACGGCCAAAACGAGGCCGUCCUGUUCGCCAGAGCCGCCUGUGCCGGCACCCAGCGGUUCCCCCUGCAGUGGGGCGGCGACUGCGAGUCCACGCCCGAGGCCAUGGCUGAGUCGAUCCGUGGUGGCCUCAGCCUGGGCCUCAGCGGCUUCUCCUUCUGGAGCUGCGACAUUGGCGGCUUCGAGGGCUACCCGCCGCCCUGGAUUUACAAACGUUGGGUGGCCAUGGGCCUGCUCUGCAGCCACAGCAGACUCCACGGCAGCAGCUCGUACCGUGUGCCGUGGAUCAUUGACGAUGACGACGCUAGCGAUGAGGGCUGCUCGCGCACACUAGCCAAGUGGACGGCGCUCAAGUCGCGCCUGAUGCCGUACAUCUUCUCCGAGGCGCAGGCCGCCGUGGAGCAAGGGAUUCCCCUUUCCUUGCGCGCCAUGUGCAUCGAGUUCCCCGAGGAUCCGACGUCCUGGUACCUCGACCGCCAGUUCAUGCUGGGGCCCAGCAUUCUGGUUGCGCCCAUCUUUGAGGAGUCGGGCGAGGUCGAGUUCUACCUGCCCGAGGGGCGCUGGACCUCAUUUUUCUCGGACGACACCCGCGACGGACCCGGCUGGUUCAAGGAGACGCACAAUUUUGGCUCGCUGCCGCUUUACGUGCGCGAGAACACGGUACUCGUCCUGGGCAAUGAAGGAGUCGUCGGCGCUGUGUACGACUAUAAUGUAGAUGUCGAAGUCAGGCUGUACCAGGUCAAGGAGGGCGCCAGGGCAACGAUCGUUGAUAGCGAGGGACAUAAGGUUGGCGUUCUGGAAGUCGGCGGAGACGGUAAGCUCAAGGACACUGCGGUCCUAAUGGGCGACUUUCGCGUCAUGAAGCUUUAA